CACAGAGGCUUAACCCACUGAGCCACCCAGGCGCCCCUGCAGCAGUUGGGUCGUAUUCCCAGGAGACGUUACCUCUGUGUCAUCUCAACCUCUUCCUUGUAGUGCUGCUGUUUGUCUGGUGUGGGUGAGAAGGACAAAAACAGGGACUGGAGCAGGGUCAGGCCUAAAAAGGAGAUAUAUUUAUAGCUAUGAUACAGUCCUCAGAGAUCACUGAGAGGAACCAGGAAUGGGAUACUUCAGGAAAGAACAUUGAGGACAUUAUGGAGGUACUCCAAGCUGCUGAUCAGUUGUCAACAGAUAAUGUCUUUAAAACUCUCAAGUUGCUGAAAGUUAAAAUUCUAAACAACAAGAUGGUACCUCCACUAUGCCAGAAGGUGACCGAUAUCUUCGUUGACUACCUGAGGACCAUGAAGCCGGAGGGAGAACUGGAGGAGCUGUGUACUACGGUCCUAAUGGCUCUGGGGUUCCAGUCUCUAGGAAUAGUCAUCUUCAAGCUGUGGGACAGAUGGCACAACACCUUGCCCCCAAACUGCCUCCUGACUGCAGUGGGGAGACUGAUCCACCGCCAGGAUGCAGCUUCAUACAUUGGGGUCACAUGGGAAUAUAUCCUGCGCCUUCUGAGGAUGGCCCAAACAGAGGAUGAUAUGUUGGCAUUAUGUCAUGUGCUCAAAGGACUGGUCAUCAGUGCCCGGAAACAUGUGGGUUUGUCCACUACAGAUGAUGGACAUCACAAAAGAGGCCGUGUCCUUCAAGGCUUAUCUCACCCUCUGGCUUCUCUUCAAUUGUUGGUCCAUAAAGACCAGCAACAAGGUGACAGAGCAAGCUAUGGUGAUAAUUGGUCACCUCUUCUUCCUCAUGCCAUCCUCCAAACUCAAGAACCAAGUGAACCGGUUAACCCGAUGGUUUAUGACUUUGGUAUCUGCAAAAGUGACACCUUUCUACAUUUCCCAGGUGAUUGGAAUGGGUGUAUUUACCAACUUAUUGAUGCUCUGGCUCUUAGUGGCUGUGGAGGUAUAAACUUGGAAUCCCAGAUGGAAAAUAUUACAGACAUGCUGUUCAAUCAGCUGAGUGAAACAGUCAAGGAGUCAGAUCCUCACUCUGCACGGAACCAUAUCAUUGCCCUGAAGGCUUUCUACAUCCUCUCCAAGUUAUACAAUGAUCAGGUGGUAUUCUUAAUACAAAAGACCAUGAAAACCAGUGAUCCAGCCAAGAUAGUAUCAGCCCUUCAAGUUUUCAUGGAUGUGUUCCCAGAAGUGCCCCAGACAGAGCAACUGAAGAAUGAAGUGAUGCAUUCCAUCAUCAUCAUGAUUCAGGACGAUCUCAAACCAAAUGAAGAGGACAUCCAACAAAUGUGUUCCGAAAUCCUACAGAUGGUGUCCUUGCCCAAACUGAUCACCUUGGCAUGCCAGCCCAGCAACACCUUGGCCUUCGUGCUGCUGAGUAAGAUAGCCACAAACAUGGCUCUGAAGGCCCGGUCCCUGGGCCAGGUUCCCUAUCUAAGCAGCUUCCACCUCAGCCCUACCCAGUUCAUCUCCCCACAGAAACUUCUGACCCAUCUUGUGGUGUUUGCCCUGAAGUCCUAUAGUGAAAGGGAGCUUGGGAUAAGCUCUCUAAGGCUACUACAUGCCCUGCAUCCUAUCACCUCCUUGCACCCUGUUAUCAACUCAAAUGUGGGCCAGCUGUGGAUGAAGGAGAUCCCCCAGAUGUUGCAGAUUCUGGAUGGUCUGUUUGUUUGGACCAUGUUCUGCACUGAGCAGAUAUGCAGCCCAGAGUUCUGUGCCUCCAGAUUUCCGAGAACACUCUUUCUUGUGCUCAGAGGAUCGGCAAAGAGUGUGGGCUUUGGAACCAGAGACCCAGAUCACACUGAGAAGAAUCUGGAUCAGGAGGAGUGGGAGGACAGGCUGCUCCAGUUUUCAAGUCAGUCGUUAGUGGCCAUCAAUGAUGACAGCUGGCUGGAGCAACUCAUCAAGGUUGUCUAGGAGAGGAUAAAUUAUUUCAGCGAUGGUGAGGAGAAGGAUUUUCUGUAUAAAUUCUUUGGAUUUACCUUGCGGACCUCAAGGAAUAUGAAACUGG
Messenger RNA from Mustela erminea (ermine), 2073 nucleotides. RefSeq lists its product as uncharacterized. Bases 189 to 1979 code for a protein of 596 amino acids. The transcript has 21 exons. Gene Ontology annotation, cellular component: cytoplasm. The record is from RefSeq and is a predicted model, not a curated record. Lineage: Eukaryota; Metazoa; Chordata; Mammalia; Carnivora; Mustelidae.